AUGGCCCCAACACCAACUACACCAAAGAACAACAAGAAAACGAAAGACCUUAGCUCACCUUCUGCAGGUAGCGAGCAACGAGUCAUUGUUCUAACUCCUUCCACCUCAAAUUCUUCUGAUAGUUCUGCUAUGCCUUCACCUCCUCCUGUUCAAGACACAAAGAAGAACAAGAAGAACAAUCAACAAAAGAUAUCACCUGGCAAAGACUCAAACAACGCCAAGGUUGGUUCACAAGGUGCUUCUGCUCUCGCUUCUUCGAUGGAAUUGUUUGAGUCCAACCCAUCUGAAGAGGUUUCUGGUAAAAGAGCAAGAGUUGCUGAUGAACCAGAUGAUUGGUUUAAAAACCACGUCAUCGACUCUUACCAAAGAAUGUUUGGUGAGUCAUUGAAAGAAGAUUUGCCGUUGGAAGAAGCUGUUUCUCUUCUAUUCGAAACAGCCAAUGCUCCAUACGCUGACAACUUGGAAUUCAAGAAUAGAAUGGCUGCUCUUGAAUUGUUGUUCAGAAAAGAAGUAGACACUCCCAUUCCAGAUUCAUCUGGUAUAAAAGAUAUUAAAAGUAAAGGUUAUUCUUUACUUUUAACAAACUCUUUUAUCAUCUCUCAAAUCUGCAAGCGUUUGAGAGAGAGUGAUACCCUUGAUUUACCGCUUAUUCUUCAAGGAUUUGAAUUUAUUCAGAAUAUUUCUGAGUUAAAUCUAGUCUGUAUUCGAAUGGGCAUUAAAAAUGGCUUUGAAGCAGCUGAAAACUUCUCUAACAGCUACAAAUCAGGAGGUUCACUUGACCAAAUCACCUCCAAACAACAAGAGAAGGCCAUUAAAUCUGCUGAAAAAGUAAAAGCAGUAGAAACCAUUGAAAAAGUCAGCAAAUGGGCCAGCAGAACCCCUAAUUUUCAUAAGUUCCCCACUAGAUACGAUAAUCUUAGUAGUACCGUUUCAGUUUUACCUAGUUGUAAUAAACACCGGAAAUUUAUUUAUGUUUUUAACAAUAAAAGCUGA
Naegleria gruberi is the source of this 993-nucleotide messenger RNA. RefSeq lists its product as uncharacterized. The record is from RefSeq and is a predicted model, not a curated record. Lineage: Eukaryota; Heterolobosea; Eutetramitea; Acrasida; Naegleriidae. The coding region runs from base 1 to 993 and encodes 330 amino acids. The transcript has a single exon.